GUAUUUAUGCUUACUCAGCAUCAUUAAGACUUCAUUGCAGCUGACUAGAGUGAGAGGCACUGGAAUAGUGAAUUCUGAUACUGUCAGAAAAAUGUGCUUUAGUGACAUAAGAAGAUGGAAGAUGAGAUAAAUUCACCACUUCAGAAAAUAUUGCAAGAUACUAAUGGCAAAUUCAUCCAGUGAUUCAGACAACUUUCUUACGGGUCGAACAGGAAGACGGCUGCCUUUGAGAGCAUCCUACAACAGAGCUCAGAACUAUGGUGCUGAAGCAGUUACAGAGAAGAUCCAUACUUUAGCAAGCACUUUACAGGAUACCAACAGAAAUCUGAGACAUGUUGACCAUUUGCUAGGACAGUACAGAGAAUAUAACAAGGAACAAACCGAAGCAAUAACAACGUUAAAAGAAACACUGGAACAAUCUAUAGGUCAAUUAAGGAGCCAGCGACUAACACGAAACUCUGGAAUGAGAAGUGCAUCUCUCUCAAGCUUAUAUCCUAGUGAUCUGGAUGGAGAAGGACCAUCAGGGAACCGCCACUUCCUGCCUACUUCUCCUCUCAGGGAUUACGGAGACUCACAGGGCAAUAAACAUCGAAGGUCUAGAUCUGCAAGUGUGCGAUUUGUCAGUGAGACAGAUAAUUGGGACCAGCUGCAUUCUUUCCAUCAGUCUCUUCGAGAUCUCAACAGUGAACAAGUUCGCCUAGGAGAUGACAUCAGUCGGGAGCUUUCAAGGAGAAAUCGGACUGAUGCUGAAUUAAGAAAGACUCUAGAAGAAUUGUCUGAAAAGCUCACUGAGUCCCAAAGACAAGAAACGGUGUCAGAACGCGUAGAGAGAAGACUUCAGGAGAUAGAACAAGAGAUGCGUGCUGAAAGACAGCUUGUAGAAAGGCGCCAGGACCAACUGGGACAUAUGUCUCUUCAAGUACAAGAGGCUUUAAGGAAGCAAGAUGCUAAAGCGGCUGAAACAGAAGAACUCAUGAAAAACAAACUUGUGAAAUAUGAAAGUGAAAAAAAACAACUUGAGCAGGAAUUGGAGCAGUCUCGGAAAAAGUUGAGUGAAUCUGAAGGCAUUAGAGAAGUUCUUUUGCAUCAGAUUGAGGAUCUUCGUUCCCAACUUCUGAGAGCAGAAGAAGACCGUGUAGAAUUGCAACAUCAAAUUUCACAAGCUGCUAUGCAUCGCCAAAGCUACCAGGAUGUACAAGAUGAUGACAGGAGAGUUAGAGCAGUAGCUGAAAGAUACGAGAGAGAGAAGCAAGAUCUGGAGAAACAUAUUUUGGAACUUAAAGCAAAACUGAAUCAUAAUGCUGUAAUGUCAGAGGUAGAAGAACUAAAGAGAUGCAUAGAGUGUAAGGACAAGGAGAAAGCACAGCUUGUAAUGCACAUACAGGUGUUAACGUCUGACCUGGAAAACAAGGAGAAGCAGCAGGAAAAAAUGCUGGACCAGCUAAAGGAGAUACAGAAUUGCUACAAGGCUUGUGAGAAUAGGUGUAGACAAACUGAACUCCAGUCUUCUGAGUUAGCUCAACAGGUUGAAGAAAGUACCAAAGAAGCAGAACGGUGUCUCUCUGAAUUCAAGCACUCAGAGGCACUCAGGCUGGAGACUGAGAAAAAAAGAGAAGAUUUGAAGGCGAGAGCACAGGAAGCCAUCCGCCAGUGGAAGUUGAAAUGUAAGAAACUGAGUCGUGAGACAGAAAAACAAAAUGAAACUAUCAAUGACCUGAUGGAAAAGAAUAGUCAGGCCCUCAAAGAAAAGGAUGAUCUCAGAAGUCAGCUUCUCUCAGCUAUCCACCAAAUAGAAAACCUCCGGAAAGAGCUGAAUGAUGUGCUUACAAAGAGAGCCCAGCAGGAAGAACUCCUCCACUGUAAAGAGGUAAAACUGAAUGAAAUGAAGUCACACGAGGUAUCUCUUGAAGAAGAGAUCAAAGAAGUUCAAGGUACUGUAAAAACAUUGGAGAAUGAGUUGAAAAAGCAAGUCUUUCUACAAAAUCAAAUGCAAACUGAGAAGGAACACUUGAAGACAGAACUUGCAACUAUUAACUUGAUCCAUAAAAAAGACCAAGAACGACUCUUAGAAAUGCAAGCAGAUGUAAAAAAUUUAAGCUCUGUACGUGUGGAACUAACAAACAAAAUAGCAGAAGAGGAGAAAGUCAAAAAGGAAUUACUUAAGAGCCUCUCAGAUCUCCAGAAACAGCAGGAAUCUAAACGUGAAGAGAUGACUUCAGCUAACAGGCAGCUGAAGAUGGAAAGAGAAGUUCACCUACAGGAGUUGGCAGAUCUUAGAUCAGAGUUACAAAAUGUCAAAAUCAAACAUGAACAAAAGGUUCAAGAACUCAUGAAACUCCUUAAACAGGAAAAGGAGGAUGCAGAGGCUCAAAUUAGAAUGCUAAAGAUUGAACUUUUAGAAGAGAAAAACAUAGUCAAGACUCAGUGUCGACAACUGGAAAAGAUAAAAGUUGAGUGUGAUAAAUUGACAGAAGAAUUAACCCAAAAUGAAGAAGAAAAUAUAAAACUAAAACGGAAAUGUGAGUUUGUAGAACAAGAACUGGAGAAAAAGGAAAAGCAGAUCAGCAAUGAGGAAGAUCAUUUGAGAAAGAUGAGCGAGGCCAGACUGCAGUUUAAGGAUCAGCUGCGUCACUUAGAAAUGGAACAGCAAUCCAUUCUCUCCAUGAUAGGAAGUGAAAUUGAUUCUGCUUGUGAAAUUUUUUCUCGGGACUCUGUGGAAAAAUUCAAAGCAAUAUCACUUACACCAACAGUUCUGAAUGAUCCUCAUCGCUGGUUAGCAGAAACAAAGACUAAGCUUCAGUGGCUGUGUGAGGAGGUAAAGGAGAGAGAAAGUAAGGAAAAAAAGCUGCGAUGCUACUUACUGCAAAGCCGAGAACAGCUCCAGCACUUUACACAGAUGAAGGAGACUGAACAUCAGUCUCUCUUUAAGCAGAUAAAAAACCAAGAAAAACUUCUGGAAGAAGUUCACAGAGAAAAAAGAGAGUUACUAGAGAAGACACACAGAAGAGAGGAAGAAAUGGGAGCUCUCCAGGAACGUAUUAUGGCCUUGGAAAUGAGCACUCGAGCAGCUUUAGACCAUCUGGAGUCUGUUCCUGAGAAACUGAGCCUGUUAGAAGAUUUGAAAGAUACUAGAGAGUCCCAUUGCCGAAGGGAGAUGAUUGAGGAAAGGUAUAUGAAGUAUAAAGAGAUAGUGAGUUCUUUACAGCAACAGCUGGAAGAUUCAAAGCAAAGAGACCAGCAAGUCAAGGAUGUGAAAAUGGAUGCUGAGAUUUCUGAUAUAGAAGUGGCUCCUCACUCUUCUAGUUGGCAAACUCAAAACAACUUUUUGUCCAGCUCACUGCUCUCAGAUUCAGGCUCACUUACGAAAAGAAUGGUUCCUUUUGAUACAAGUGCCACCAAGGAAGAUUCUACCAAUGUUGCUGUCAGUGAAAUGAAGCUGCAAGCAGAAAGAGGAAAGCAGUAGAACAUUUAUGAAACCACACCAGUUUUCUCUGUGGUAAAUUCCAUUCCACUCUUUUAUUGGUUUUGAAAAGUAAUAAUUCCAUCUGCUAUAGGAGUGAUGCACUCUUAAUGAUUCAUCAAUUGCCAAACACUGAAAUGAAAGAGCACCAAGAGUGAUCCUGAUGAAGUCUUGUGAAAAUGUACGUGACUUGUACACCAAAGGCUUUCUGGGAUUUUGCUAUUCUCUUGUAUUUAUUUCUCCAAUACUCCUAGACUAAAUUUAUUGUAUUCCUGAAAUAUUAUGAAGUGAAAUACCUGUGACAUUAAUCUUAGCUAUGAGCUUAUUUAUCCCUAUACAGGAAUUGUUCUGACAGUUGGCUUUUUAUUACAUUUAAUAACAUUAUUAAUAAUGAAAAAAUAUCCAGAAAAUACCUAUUAUUAUGAGAGUCAUUACACUGUGUUGUACAGACACAUUUGUGAUCGUAGGUUCUUCGGUUUGCAAAAAUCAUUUAAGAAAGGAGUGAUAACGCAAAAUUUUCUCAAAUUAUUGAAAAUUCAUAUCUUGGUUUCAGGUUCAGCAUAUAUCUGUUAUAAGCUGUCUAGAAUUAUUCUUCUGGCCAGAGCAGUUUUAUCAGAUGACCUCUGGCAAGGCACUUUAAAGCAUCUGAAUCUCACCCUUCUGUAUUAAAGAUUGUGGAAUGACACUGCUAUGUGGCUGUGAAAAUUUUAAUAUUAGGGUUUAAUGAUCGUUUAUUUAUUGUUUUAUUCUCUAUUAGAGAAGAUGUGGCAUAUUGAUUGUAAAAUGAUAUGGAAAUAUGAUAUUGCACAUUUUUAUUUGUUCAGAUAUCUAUAUUCUAAACAAAUUGGAUAUAAUUUUGCAUUACAGGAGUCUCAAAUAGCAUAUCACAGAAGAAUUUUCUGCUGUCAAAAGAAAUGCAAGUGUUUCUGAUGGUCCUUGUUUUAUUCUCCUCUCGAGUGCUUCUGGGUCAAUCACUACUAAUGUGCUUUAAAAGAUUUGCCAAAUCUGUCAGAGUACUGUAGCAACAUUAAUGCCAUUGAAACCAGGUUUUUUGUAGACUUCUGUCUGUUUAGGAAGCCUAUUUCUUCUCUGAAACAGUCAUUUAUUAGCACUGUAGGUGUCUCAGGCAUAAUUCACAGGUCACCAUGUGCCACCUCGAGACAGGGCCUUUUUUUUUUUUUUUUUU
Messenger RNA from Manacus vitellinus (golden-collared manakin), 4646 nucleotides. It is a transcript of the gene CEP128, whose product is annotated as centrosomal protein 128. The record is from RefSeq and is a predicted model, not a curated record. The transcript has 24 exons. NCBI's taxonomy places the organism in Eukaryota, Metazoa, Chordata, Aves, Passeriformes, Pipridae. The coding region runs from base 164 to 3463 and encodes 1099 amino acids.